This is a messenger RNA of Camelina sativa (false flax), 886 nucleotides long. The record is from RefSeq and is a predicted model, not a curated record. NCBI's taxonomy places the organism in Eukaryota, Viridiplantae, Streptophyta, Magnoliopsida, Brassicales, Brassicaceae.
AGAAAGAUUGUUUCCAAUUUUUAUGUAUUGCUUUUUAUUGCCCUCUUUGACCAGUAAGAUUUAAUGUCACUAUUUAUGGAAUUGGUAGAGAGAAUUUUAGAUUUGUACUUAAAUUAAUGUGUUCCAUUUGGGGAAUCUUUUUGAUAUAGUUGUAGUGGCUUUUUUUUUUAUGUUAGGCUGAGUAUAUGGACCUGAAGACCCUUUUAGACCGUACAAACGAAGCCAUCAACACCAUCAUACGACUUGAUGAGACCACCGAAACUGGGGAAUAUCUUCAGCCUUGUAUAGAAGCUGCAUUGCAUUUGGGGUGCACGCCAAGGAAAACUCCUAGGAGCCAACGGAACAUUAACCCGAGAUGUUAUCUUAGCCAAGACUCAACUAACUUGAACAACAUUUUAUCCCAAGUAUUCAUGAAACCGAACAACUUUGUUCCAAAGAAUCUUGUUGCAGUAGCACAAGAGAAGCGGGUCGAGAAAUGUCCUGUUUCCAAGUACUCAGCCUACCCUUUAUGCUAUUCAUUCCGGCAAAUCCCUGACUCGUGCAAGUCCAAAAACAGCAGACCGGCGAGUGUCAAAGAUGCAGCCGGUGGCGUUACCUUUGGUGGGUGUGAAUGUGAUCUAUCUCUGCGCUUAGGUCCUAGUAAGCCUACUCAAAAACGAAGUAAGAUAAGCAGCAGCAGCAACAACUACAGCUGAAAAGGAGGGCAAAGAUUGAGUUUUGUUUAGCGAGUCUUGUGUCAGAAGGAAUGUGUACGCUUAGGUUAGGUCGUUUAGUCUCCACUCUAGGGUUUAGGUGUUUGUAAGUAAACAAAAACAGUCCAAUGAAACUCUUCUUCUUUUCCUUUCACCUGCAUCAGUCUCGAAUCAACUGACUUCAAGAUUGCACA